Molecule: messenger RNA, 4160 nt
Organism: Ceratina calcarata
Lineage: Eukaryota; Metazoa; Arthropoda; Insecta; Hymenoptera; Apidae
Gene: MESR3
Product: misexpression suppressor of ras 3
Exons: 4
Coding region: 396-1205 (269 amino acids)
Biological process (GO): regulation of transcription by RNA polymerase II
Molecular function (GO): DNA-binding transcription factor activity
Source: RefSeq, a predicted model, not a curated record
CAACUCUCGUAGCUGCGCCGAGCGAGCGUCCCCACGACACGACCACGACCUCAGUCUACCGUCACCGUUCGCAAGCGUCGCUUCGACACGCCGCCCUCGCCAUCGCGAUCAUCACCUUUGAAAACCUGCUGCAACAUCGCCAGCCUCUGUUUCCAGUUUCCUUAAAUCAGACUCGCGUACUUUCGGCUUCCGCGCCGCGAGGACGCGACUUCGAAACGUGGAUCCGCGGCCCAAAGGACGAACUCCUGGUCCCAUCGACGCGACGACGCGUCGGUGUGUUCAUAAAGGAAGAGGCAUAAACUCGAUCACGAUGUUCGAUCAGCUCUAUUGAGAUUUCUGAGCAUUCGUCCCUGCAAGGAUUUCGAGCCUGAAUCUUGGACUACUCGACAAACAAAAUGAACGCCCCGCCGGUGUACGCGUCCUCCUGUCCGGCGUUGCAAUCGAACCUGUCGCUCCACAGUUCCUCUUACUACAGCGAGUACAGCGGAGCAGCCAGGAGGCGAUUGUCGUCCACCGGAGAGGCUGACACCUCAGCGACGUCGAGCUACGAGGGCAGUGACAGUUCAGAGAACAGCGAUGAAUCCCGCCUGGAGCCGGUGAGCCAAAUGGAACGGGAGCAGCUCGAAACGUUCUUCCGGGGAUUGAAGUCUCAGGUGUUCGUUUGCGAGUCGCUGGCCAACUUGUAUCUGGGAAGCGCGACGCAAACCGACGGGUGGCAGCUUCGAUUCACGGGUAUCCCGGUGGUGGUUCUUGAUCUGGGUGAAACGCGCUCGAGAUCCAAGAGACGGAUUCAAAUAUUGUUGGCUGAGCGCGGUACCUGUUUCACCCUUUGGCGAGAGACCAUCGACAAUUUGUCAUCGUACAAGGUAUCAGGUCCGGCUUUUCACACGAUGUGUCUCUCAUCGGACCACACUCGCUUAGCCGGACUGAGUUUCGACAAUCCGAAAGCGGCGAACGAUCUCUGGCAGCACAUAGAGCGGCUGGUCUCUUGCCCGGAGAACAUCAGCCUCUCAGUGCCUGGUAAGAAGAAGAAGAAACCAGUGCCGAAGAAAGUGGUUCUACCAGCCAAGACCAACAUCAGCCAGCCCUGUCAAUUUCAACACGUAACCAGCGUCGACGCGGCCGAUCGUUCGCGGUACUACUCUCUGCAAACGUUGGUGCCGCCUUUGAACGAGUUAGAAAAUUCGCUGGCGGCGAACUUCUGAGACAAGGAGAAGCCGGACGAGCGUGCGGAUUCGUAACUCGUUCCCAAGCUUCUCUCACACCUAAUUCUAGGGAAAUUCGGAGGCGAGACACGCGUGUGCUUCGAGCUGUCAAAGAUUAGAGCAGGUUGCCAAAUCCUUCGUCUCUCCCACAAUUUCUUUGGAAAGAUCGACGGUUGAACAGGUUCGAAGAAGAAACAGAUGGAGGAGGGUAAAAUCAAAACGACUAGCACGUUACAUAUUUCCUGAACCACGAUCGUGUAUAUCAGAGCUAAGAGUAUCUCGUUAAACUUAAUGGCCUCGUCUCGGGCCGUCUUAAAUGUUUCGCGUGAAUUCAAGAUAAUACAAAUCGUAAGAAUGUUCUUUAAGCGUAUUUAGAAUCGCUCGUUCCGAUCGUUACCGUAAUUUAAUCGUGAUAUAAUUCGCCGUAGUUGUGUCGCCGUUUCGACGACUUCAAUCGUUAAACCCCGAUCCCCCUCAGAUAGAACUUCGUCACAGUAGAAUCGAGCAUCGAGAAAUAUUUUCUGCAUUCCGAGCGACCGGCUAACAGAGUCGACUAAGUACACUAAUUUUCCAUAUCAUCGUUCUCAAGCGUUUAACGUUAUACGAGCGAAUACUGUCCGAAUAACGACUGCGAUAAGACUGGCUCUACCAUCCUAUAUUUAGGCGAACGAUUUUAACGUAGUUGGAUAGUAUUAGAACGUUUCCUCGUUAUUCGACGUUGAUCGUUAGCAUUGAAACUCUCGAAACGACUUUUAACUCCCUUAACGCUGUACGUAAAACAGGGAGCUUAUCAAAGUAUGGCAAUCGAAGGGCGGUCAAGCUGUGUUUGUUCUUCCAAAGGCACGUCACGUGUCGUUAUCAUCGUUGAGAGCGUAUCUGAUAAAGAGGAUAAUCAAACGUCUCGACGAUAAAUUAGCACGAAUCCGUUUACAUAGCGAAUCGGUUAGAGAGACCAGGCUCACCAAACGCUUCUCGGUGAUCCGCGGCCACUUAAUUGAGUGUGUAACGUCUAAAUGAAAAAUCACUUCGAUUAAACAUACAUUUCAUUUCUUUGUCUACGACUGUGAUAUAUAAAUAUAUUUGUAUAGUUACGUUUCGUAAUGUGUAUCCGCAAUUGAUUAAUCAUUUUGAUAUGUAACUUUACGAGCAUCGUUUGCGCAUGUAAUACAUAUGAUUAUGGUAAUAAACGGUAAGUUUACGAAACACUGUGUUGCUUACACAACGGAACGAUAUGCGAUGUCGCGAUAAGAACGAACGAUUUAUUCUACGAUUAUGUUCUAAACUACGCGGCGUUUCGUAAUAUAAAUCAUCCGUUGCUGUUCUACCGCGAGAUGGAAGCACGAAUUCCUAUUGGACGGCAAAGUCUGAAUCGUUAAAGGGAAACUCGAUGGGUACUUUACGUGCGAGAUUCAAGUUGAACACCGAGAAUCCCGAAUACCCUUCGCGUCUGUCUCCCCUGGGAGAUUGCACUUAGUCUUAAUCCGAUCCGUAGAACUUGCGAUUCGCUUUACUGAAACCUCUUAGGAUUCUACGUAAGGCAAUAUAAUUUAGCUGUGACAAGUAAUUAUUCUCGGUUUAGCGUAUGCAAACGACGGGGUCGUCACACCCGGAAUCAAAGACGCGCCGGUGCGACUAAACUUUCUUUUUACAUCCGGUAUACCGAAGGUGUCGGUAUUUGCAUCUAACUCGUCCUUUGCCCCUAAUUAACAUUCUACUUUCACCGAUGCGAGGAACAAUCGUUUAUUCUUGAUAGUUCUCCGUCGCUUUUAAACGUAGACAAACCUGCGAUACGUUUAAACCGGAAGCUACGAUUAACGAGCACGCUUUCCCGCUCUGACGCUGUUCAAGAAAAUGUAUAAAGAAGAAUCGGAAAGAGGUCGUCGCGUCGCGUGCCGUCACGUAUUCUCGAUUGGCGAGUCGUUUCGCGGCUCAAGCAUUCCACGCGUCGGAUUUCACGGCCCGAGUUCCAUCGCCCUACGGGGAAACGCAGGAAGUGACUCACGCGAUCGAUUAUUCCCGAUCUAGCAGUUAUUAUUCGUAUUUCACCUCGGCAAAGGGUUGAUACCGAAAACUAGGUGGACAGACAGAAGAGAGAGGAAGAAUCGCGCGGCAGGAAGUGCUCGACGAGUCGCAAAGGCAGCCACGAUUCAUCGAUACGAGGAAACGACAAGUCGUCAGUGUGUUUCUGGAACUCACGUACCAUUCCGUUUCUUUCACCGUCCCGCGACGUCGUAGAAGAGAUUUCAAUCAAGCCCGAGCUGAGAUCGUGUUAGAAACAGAGACGGGUAUAAAAAUCAGGAAAGUACGAAGUGAAAUUUUCAAGUUGGGAAACAAUGAUUCAGACGAUGAAACUGAUACUGAGCGUUCGCUCUCUUUCAACAGCUUCGACUGGUAAUUAAAAGCAUGCACGUUGAUCGCUGAUCCGUGGGAGGAUUUUAUUGUCGAUUCUAACGAUACUCUCUCCUCGUUUAAAGAGCUCGUCGAUAGAAUAUAAUAUAGCCACUUAUCUGACGACCAUAAAUUUCCCCUGCCAGCAAUUAUCUUGCUUAAAACUUGAGAGUGAUUAAUUUCGAGCUCAACGACCCUUAGCCUUGUUCGAUCUCUGACAAAAACUCAGGAAGCUGUGCGAGAUGCGUGGGUUCUGGGUACGCUGGAGUCGGGCCGUGAUCUUUAAAGAGGGUCGCCGGGAGAGAGAUCCGGGGACACUGAUAUUGGGUCAGUUUUUGCGACUGGUUUCUAGUUUCCACAGUGGUGCAAUGAGGCCUGCGCUUCCCGUAGACGCGGAACGCCAUACGUUCCAGAUUAUCUACGGGCCGAUGCAGCGAAGAGGACGAGGACGAGGACGAGGACGUAGGAUGAAAGAAAACAAGUCGUUUUCUACGGGUCGGUUUACACAGAUUACGUAUUUACUGUACCCACGAAACUUGUAUCAGAAAUAAAAUCGUUUAAAUUAUA